AGGAAAAACGGCGGCCGCUGCCCGUUAGCGGUAGCGUGGGGCGGUGUGCCGUGGCUGAGGGGCGGGGGGGGCUCCCACCCCUUUUUAUUUCCCUUGGCGCUUUCUCCUCCUUUUACUCCUUUCUCUCCCCCUUCCCUCCCUCUCAGAUUCGCCUCCCUCCCUCUGCUUUUGUUAUCCCUCCCCUCGCUUCCUCCCCUCCCUCCCCUCCCCGCCCCCGCCGGCACUGCGGAGCCGGAGACGUGACCCGGGCGGACCCAGCCGCGGCCUUUUCCCCGCUGCUCCAGCCUCUCGCCGCAGAGUCGCAUGUCAUCUAUCCAGAACCUCCAAUCCUUCGACCCCUUUGCUGAUGCAACAAAGGGUGACGACUUACUCCCGGCGGGGACUGAGGAUUAUAUUCAUAUAAGAAUCCAGCAACGAAACGGAAGAAAGACACUAACAACAGUUCAGGGAAUUGCAGAUGAUUAUGACAAGAAGAAACUUGUGAAAGCUUUCAAAAAGAAAUUUGCUUGUAAUGGUACUGUGAUUGAACAUCCUGAAUACGGUGAAGUUAUCCAGCUUCAAGGUGACCAGAGGAAGAACAUUUGCCAAUUCCUCUUGGAGAUUGGCAUUGUCAAGGAAGAACAACUGAAAGUUCAUGGUUUCUAAAAUACCUGUACUCUCAUGAAGAACCCUGCAGUAUUUGGUCUUACCUAGCCUGGCUCUUCUGUGAAAAAUGAAUCUUUGCAGUGAACGGACUUCCCUGUUACCUGAACAUUUAAAAUUUGAUUCACAUUUGCAUGACUGUGUGAAACAUGUGGUGUGUAGACUAGAAACACAUAAGAAAACUUCAGUAAGGUGGUAAUGAAGACACUUGUGAACUUUAACACAUUUCCAAUGGAAAUGUUUUAGCAAUGGUUGUUCAGUUGAGUACUCACCACCUGACUGAAAUGUGUGGGCUGUAUUACAAUAGAGUGUGUUGUUGCUUAAAAAUAAAAGUUUAUUCAUAUA
Molecule: messenger RNA, 987 nt
Organism: Haliaeetus leucocephalus (bald eagle)
Lineage: Eukaryota; Metazoa; Chordata; Aves; Accipitriformes; Accipitridae
Gene: EIF1B
Product: eukaryotic translation initiation factor 1B
Exons: 4
Coding region: 304-645 (113 amino acids)
Biological process (GO): translational initiation
Cellular component (GO): eukaryotic 43S preinitiation complex
Molecular function (GO): ribosomal small subunit binding; RNA binding; translation initiation factor activity
Source: RefSeq, a predicted model, not a curated record